UCCGGCUUUACUAGCUGAGUAAGCUACUAAUAUGUCAUCAAGCCUAUUUCGUAGCAGUAUGCAAUUAGUGUAAUGUGCACCGCUACCGACUGCCCCAUAGAAAGACCACCUUGUCCGCACAUGCAUCUUGUCUUGGUAUGGAUUAAUCAAACCCUGUAUGUAGUCGAAUACAAGAAGGAACCGGUGAGAUCGGUUUCUGCAUAAACACCUGACACACCCCUCGUUUAUAGUGCGGUUAUAUUAUCGUGAUGUCACUUUUUGUGUGCUUCUGGAUUUGGCUGAAGAAGAUGGCGGCCUCCUCAGGAGUUAAAGUUCCACGUAAUUUCCGCUUGUUGGAGGAGCUUGAAGAGGGUCAGAAAGGUGUUGGAGACGGGACAGUCAGCUGGGGCCUGGAAGACGAUGAGGACAUGACUCUGACCCGGUGGACGGGCAUGAUCAUCGGUCCUGCACGAGUAAGUGUGUCUGCAGGAGGAACUAAUUAUGAGAACAGGAUAUACAGUCUGAAAGUGGAAUGUGGUCCAAAAUAUCCUGAAUCACCACCGAUUGUUAGAUUUGUAACAAAAAUUAGCAUGAAUGGCAUAAAUAAUUCCAAUGGGAUGGUGGAUACACGUAGCAUACCAAUUCUAUCUAAAUGGCAAAAUUCUUAUAGCAUUAAAGUUGUUCUUCAAGAGUUAAGGCGUCUCAUGAUGUCCAAAGAGAAUAUGAAGCUUCCACAACCACCAGAAGGACAAAACUACAGCAAUUAAUUGUUUAUGGAUUGUUUACUUUGGUCCCCUAUUGUCUUAAACCUUAUUCUCUUAGAAAGUAUUGUGUAGGCCUUUAAUUCAAGUAUGGAAUGCUCACACUGCUAUUCCAGUGAUGUAGACUGAGAGCCAGGCAGGACGUUCAUAACAUGGGGCAUUCCUUUUAGUUAGCAUAUGCUCAUUCUAAGAUGUCCCCACUAAGAAUGAAGAUACCAUUUGAAGACCACAAGUGCAAAGUUUGUAUGAACAUUAGCUUUAAGAUUGUGAUGUAUCUCGUUUGAGGCACAAAGUGGAUAUGAAUGGCAGGGCACUAAAAGACUUGAGAUGUGUGUAUGAUCGCAUGCUCUAACUAAUAAAAUGUUUCUAAGUCACAUUCUAAAUUGUAAUUUAGUUGUUUAAUUGGAAUAUAAUGCUCAAGGUUAAGAUGUAGCAAAAUUGUGACAGAUUUUUUGUGUUUUUGACACUGUUAUUCUGUUCUGCAACAUACAGACAGUUAAGUCUGAAAAAAGUCACCCUUACAUUUAACUUCUGGUGUAAAUGAUAAAUGUAUGACUUGUGAUUUUCUGGCAUUAAAAUCACUGUCUGAAAUGUU
This is a messenger RNA of Esox lucius (northern pike), 1335 nucleotides long. RefSeq names its product ubiquitin-conjugating enzyme E2 variant 2 (gene ube2v2). Gene Ontology annotation, biological process: DNA damage tolerance; protein K63-linked ubiquitination. The coding region runs from base 249 to 746 and encodes 165 amino acids. The transcript is spliced from 4 exons. NCBI's taxonomy places the organism in Eukaryota, Metazoa, Chordata, Actinopteri, Esociformes, Esocidae. The record is from RefSeq and is a predicted model, not a curated record. Gene Ontology annotation, cellular component: nucleus.